GGCAGACACACACGGGGCCUAGCUGCCACAUCUGUUUCAUGCGAAGGAGCUGCGCCGCUAAACCACCCGUUUUUGGUUUCCCCCACACGGCUCCGGCCCGGGCCUCAGUCCGCGGUCUAGAGUUGGGAAGCGGCCGCGUUGAGGCUGAAGCUCGUCGGCGUGCAGCGGCCCUGGAGCCCCGGAGCCCCGGCCACCAUCAUGGGAGACAGCAGAGAUUCUCGCAGCCCGGACAGUUCAUCGGUGUCCUCCCCUCCGUCAGGCCAACGCUCGCCUCCACUGGUUCCCUCCGCUGCUUCCAUGACUUCCCAUCCUCCCACCACCACCAGCGGAGUCAACAGUCCCGUCAGUAGCAUCGGCUCCCCCUUUUCUGUCAUCAGCUCCUCACUGGGCUCACCCUGCCUCCCCGGCACGCCGUCGGUGGGCUACGGCCCCAUCAGCAGCCCGCAGAUCAACUCAACCGUGUCCAUGUCGGGGCUCCAUGCAGUGAGCAGCUCUGAUGAUGUGAAGCCUCCACUGGGCUUGCAGCCGCUGUCGCCCCACAGCCCUGGACCCAUGCUUUCCCAGAAACGCCUUUGUGCCAUCUGUGGAGACCGAUCCUCCGGUAAGCACUAUGGCGUCUACAGUUGUGAGGGCUGCAAAGGCUUCUUCAAGCGAACAGUACGCAAAGAUCUGACGUACACAUGUCGGGACAGUAAAGACUGCAUGGUGGAUAAGAGACAGAGGAACCGCUGCCAGUACUGCCGCUACCAGAAGUGCCUGGCUAACGGCAUGAAGAGAGAAGUGGCCAAGAUGAACGACAGAUCUGUCCAAGAGGAACGGCAGAGGAACAGGGAACGAGAGGGCGAGGUGGAGUCCACGAGUGUAGUGAAUGAGGAGAUGCCUGUGGAGAAGAUUCUGGAGGCGGAGGUGGCUGUGGAGCAGAAGACCGAGCUUCAUGCAGAUGGCAGUUCAGGUGGCAGCUCUCCCAACGAUCCUGUCACCAACAUCUGUCAGGCAGCAGACAAGCAGCUCUUCACCCUGGUGGAGUGGGCCAAGAGGAUCCCGCACUUCUCUGAGCUGCAGCUGGACGACCAGGUCAUCCUGCUUCGUGCAGGCUGGAAUGAACUCUUGAUUGCAUCGUUCUCCCAUCGCUCCAUCUCAGUGAAGGACGGAAUCCUACUGGCCACCGGCCUCCACGUCCACAGGAGCAGUGCUCACAGUGCUGGUGUAGGAGCGAUCUUUGACAGGGCGCACAAUGCUGAGGUUGGGGCCAUAUUUGACAGGGUUUUGACAGAGCUUGUAAGUAAGAUGAGAGACAUGCAAAUGGACAAGUCUGAGCUUGGCUGCCUUCGAGCCAUCAUCCUCUUCAACCCAGAUGCCAAGGGCUUGUCCAGUCCCAGUGAGGUGGAGAUCCUGAGAGAGCGGGUGUACGCAUCCCUCGAGUCCUACUGCAAACAGAAGUAUCCCGAUCAGCAGGGCAGGUUUGCAAAGCUCCUCCUCCGUCUCCCAGCGCUGCGCUCCAUUGGUCUUAAGUGCCUGGAGCACCUGUUCUUCUUUAAACUGAUCGGUGACACGCCCAUCGACACCUUCCUGAUGGAGAUGCUGGAGGCGCCUCACCAGAUCCCCUAGAGGAGCCAGGUUGGGUUCGGUCAGGAUCCAGUGCACACCAGGAGACCCGGCACGUUGCACCGUGUCGGGUCGUUGGCUCGUCUCAUUGAGCCUCACUUAACUGCAGCACCUGCUGGUUUAAAUGUACCAGCUCUCACACACACACACACACACACCCACACACACACACACACACACUGCUCAUCAUCGGCUGAUUAUCUUCACACAUGCAGGUCUUUACUUGCGUGUAUGAACUGGAAAAAAAAUUUAACAACGAAUAAACAGAUAAUGUGGCUCUGAAUGAAGAGAAUGCCAAAACACAAACAUACUCUGAAACACACACACAUAUUUCCACCAUCUUUUCCGUUACUGUUUUCCACCACAGGGGUUACCAUUCAAUGAAUUAAGCCCGUUGAUCACACAGCUACAGUAAAUGUCUUAAUUUUAAUUUAGCCUAGUUUUCACAUCUUCAUCUCACAGUUGGUUUUUGCCUAUUGCCUACUUCCCCUGUUUUUACUUUGGUUGAUUAGUUACACCGCUAGCUGCACCUCUGUAUGUUAUAUCCAUCACUAGCCGGUUAGUUAUUCAAAUGGUUUUUACCUUGAAAUCAGGUGCAUAAUUUCAAUCAACUGUCCGCCAUCGAACCGAUUAACUUGUUAUUGGUCAGGAGGAUUUCCUGUUCCGCACAGGAAGACACACCCUCUCAGUGAGUUAAUUCAAUCUCAGAAAUAUCUGAAAUAUUUUAUGCUUUUCUUGAAUAUUCAUGCUGAAACUUGUUUGAGUUUCUAUUUUGAAGUACUGUACUCAUGAAAUGAGAGCUUUUUUCCAAGGCAUUGAAAUCCAGGAAAAGGGGGCGGGGAGCACUUAGUUGAGCAGACAAACUUAGUCCCUCCCACCCUGAUGCGCACAGCGGGCUUUGUAAGACAAGAAGAAUGACUUGAAUUAUUAUUGUUUUUAGUUUUGAUUUGAUCCUUUUCUUUACUUUGGCAGUUGUUUGGCAUUUUAAACAGCUUGAGAAUCACAGGAAGUUCAGCUUCAUGCAGGACAGAAUGAGAGUAUUUGUUUCUCUUUAAU
Limanda limanda (common dab) is the source of this 2661-nucleotide messenger RNA. RefSeq names its product retinoid x receptor, beta a (gene rxrba). The transcript has 13 exons. Gene Ontology annotation, molecular function: zinc ion binding; nuclear receptor activity; retinoic acid-responsive element binding. The record is from RefSeq and is a predicted model, not a curated record. Lineage: Eukaryota; Metazoa; Chordata; Actinopteri; Pleuronectiformes; Pleuronectidae. Gene Ontology annotation, cellular component: RNA polymerase II transcription regulator complex; nucleus. Gene Ontology annotation, biological process: response to retinoic acid; positive regulation of transcription by RNA polymerase II; retinoic acid receptor signaling pathway. Bases 199 to 1608 code for a protein of 469 amino acids.